AAGCACGAGAUUCCCAUGGACUACCCCUCCGCGCGCGGUUCGCAGCCACACGUCUGCCCCGUCUCUCCCCCCCUCCUAGCCCACCACUCUACUGCAUCGCUACCACGCUCACCUUGCAUCACCAGCGCCCGGUCCAGCAGAUACAAGAACCACACCGCGCGCGCCUACCGGAGGGGCACCGGAGCGCCGGACAUGUCGGCCGCCGGUGACAGGGAUCUGCGGGAGCUGGCGCCGCUGGAGGCGAUCCUGUUCGACAUCGACGGCACCCUCUGCGACUCGGAUCCCUUCCACUUCCUCGCCUUCCGCGAGCUGCUGCAGGAGGUUGGUUUCAACAAUGGAGUCCCCAUCACCGAGGAGUUCUACAGCGCCAACAUCAGCGGGUGGCACAACGACGCCCUCGCCGGUGCUCUGUUCCCGGAGCUCGAGCACGCCAAGGGCAUGGAGUUCAUGGAUCGCAAGGAAGCCCUGUUCAGAAAGUUAGCGGCAGGAGAGCUCAAGGGACUGGACGGCCUGCAGGAACUGUGCACAUGGAUCGAAGGCCGCAACCUGAAGCGGGCGGCGGUGACGAACGCGCCGAGGGCGAACGCGGAGCUCAUGCUGUCGCUCCUCGGCCUUACCAGCUUCUUCCCGGUGCUCGUCAUCGGGAGCGAGUGCGAGCGGGCCAAGCCGUCCCCGGACCCGUACCUCAAGGCCCUCGAUCUCAUCGGCGCGUCGCCCGAUCACACGUUCAUCUUCGAGGACUCCGCGUCCGGGAUCCGGGCCGGCGUCGCCGCCGGCGUGGCCGUGGUGGGCCUGACCACCGGGAACCCGGAGAAGGUGCUGAGGGACGCGGGGGCGAGCCUACUGAUCGAGGAUUUCCGGGACCCGAAGCUGAUGGCCGUGCUUCAGGAGCUGGACCCUGCACCUGCAGAUAAGCAAGGCUGAUGUUCGCGGACAUGCUUGCUAACUGGACACGGGGGACUAGUCGGUGAUCCCCAUUUUUUUUAAUUUCAAUAUUUCAUCGUGCACGAGCAUGAAUAAUUCUGCAACUAUUUAACUUCCCCCGAUGCGCGAAUGCGUGAUCAGAAGAGUUGAGCGCACACUCCUUGGA
Aegilops tauschii subsp. strangulata is the source of this 1090-nucleotide messenger RNA. The record is from RefSeq and is a predicted model, not a curated record. NCBI's taxonomy places the organism in Eukaryota, Viridiplantae, Streptophyta, Magnoliopsida, Poales, Poaceae.